Hyalella azteca is the source of this 2437-nucleotide messenger RNA. It is a transcript of the gene Hsepi, whose product is annotated as D-glucuronyl C5-epimerase B. Gene Ontology annotation, biological process: heparan sulfate proteoglycan biosynthetic process. Bases 332 to 2284 code for a protein of 650 amino acids. The transcript is spliced from 12 exons. Lineage: Eukaryota; Metazoa; Arthropoda; Malacostraca; Amphipoda; Hyalellidae. Gene Ontology annotation, molecular function: heparosan-N-sulfate-glucuronate 5-epimerase activity. The record is from RefSeq and is a predicted model, not a curated record. Gene Ontology annotation, cellular component: Golgi apparatus.
AAAUGUAUCCCAUGUCGCCUUGCAACUGUAUUAUGCAUGCAUUACCUAUCCGUCUGUGACAGCUGUCACUUAGAAUCACUCAACUGCUAUACAGAAUUAACUUGCCCAGUUUCGACUACUGUAGGGAAGAAAUGCUAAGGCAUCAAUAUGUUUCUUAUUCAAUGAAAAUAUUGAUGGCGACUUACGGCAUGUGAUUAUGCCCGAAUAUCUUCUCUAUUAGAGAUGUCUUCGGUGAUAAGGAACCUACAACGAUAUAUCCAAAAUUCCCCUGGCUGAAGAAAAUAUUUCUGGUGAUCGAAAAAUUCUGUGAAGUUGCUAGCGGUGUCUUACCAUGAGGCUGAAAAUCCGCGGUGCUGUGGUGGGCUGCUGUGUGGCAGUGCUGCUCACCACUGCACUGCUGUGGCUGCGGUGCCACGCAGACUCUGCGUCACUGCACAGUCGCCACAGCAGCAGCAGCAGCGCUGAAGCUCAACAACAGCAGCGCAGACAACCUCUGCAGACACGACUGCACCACACGGCUCUCCCACAGUACCCGGGAGUUGGGAUCGUUGACGUUGUAGAAGACGAAGACUACGGCACCGACGAGCUCGACGACGACAGCGAGAGCGAGACGAUCGCCGAACCUGCGCAGCCUCGCGCUGCUCUUACAGGUGUGGUGCCAGUGCCGUGCAUCAUCAACCAGCGCACCACAGUCAACUGCCGGCGCGAUGACACCGAAGUCUACGUACCAUUCUCCUUUCUGAAGCAAUAUUUUGAGGUAUACGGAUCACUGGAGGCAAGAGGCAGCAAGCUCCUGAACAGAAACAUUUCUACCACCGACGGCGAUGGUACAGAAGAAGCGCCAAGUGAAGUGUUCGUAUGGCAGCACUCAACCAGCAAGGUGUUCGAGCCCGCACUCCCGUACUCCCCCUACGGCGCCUUCCUCAACUUCCAGCUCUACAACGUCGAGUCCCGCGACCGCGUUAAAUGCGUCAGCGCUAAAGAUGGAGUGCCGAUAUCGACGCAGUGGCAGAGCAGCGGCCACACAUACCCCAUCCAGAUCGCGCAGUUCGGCCUCUCCCAUUACUGCAAGCUCCUCGCGGGGGACAAGCCUAAGCGGACGUUGCUAGAGGACGGACAGAGCGCGAUAUCCGCGUGGCAGGUUGCUGGUGCCGGGAGCCGCAUCGGCCGCGUCACCGACUCCGUCAGGAAGAACAAAGUUCUGCGCUACAGAGCGAACGAGUGCGGGGACUCCGGCAAGCCCUCAGGAGGAGUGCGUCUAAGCCUGCCCAUGACGCUGAGCUCUGAGCAGCUCACGCUCUCCCUGGACUGGUUCGUACAGCGCGGCUCUUCCCUCACGAUCGCCUUCGUCGUCAGGGAAAAGACGCAGCUUGCCUUCUACGUCAGAUACCUGCCCUCUGAUGACCUGCUCUGGACCAAGUCGCCACGCUCCAUAUACUACGGGCUGGGCCAGUCGACGGGGUGGCGGCGGUUCACAAGGAACCUGUUGGUGGACUUGCAGAAAGGACUUGCCGCCCUGCCUAAGCUUGCCAAGUCCCUGAGGAAGGUAGGCCGUAGCCGCGUGCAGGUGACAGCCAUCCAGUUCUGUGGCGAAGGCAAGAUCGACAACCUGACGCUGUCGUCCGCCGAGCACGCCGAGCAUUUCUACGCCGGGGCCGAGUGGCUGGUCAAGCAUCAGGACCAUAGGGGCGGCUGGCCUAUCAACGUGCCGCGCUCUGUUGUGAAGGACGUACUGACGCUGGAGAGCGGCUGGUAUUCUGCCAUGGCGCAGGGGCAGGCGAUCUCGCUGCUGGUUAGGGCCGCCCACCACUCCGGCGACCAGAUCUUCCUGCACGCCGCCCUCCGCGCUACACAGCUCUACCAUGUCAACGCUUCCAUGGGAGGCGUUCGUGCAUACUUUCCUGGAGGCUAUGCCUGGUACGAGGAAUACCCCACAACGCCAUCGCUUUUUGUGCUCAACGGCUUCAUUUACAGUUUAAUUGGACUCUUUGACCUCAAGGAGGCUCGGCCUGGUCCGAGCACAGCCGACGCCGCUGAGCUCUACAACGUAGGGAUGACGUCACUCAAGAAGCUGCUCCCACUUUUCGACACGGGAUGGGGGAGCUUCUACGACCUCCGUCACUUCACCAGCCCCGUGCCUCCCAAGCCUGCACGAUGGGACUACCACACGACGCACAUCACGCAGCUGCUGCUGCUCGCUUCACUCGAUGAUGACCCCAUCAUCGCCUCCGUCGCGGCGCGGUGGCGGGACUACCUUAACGGCAAGCGGGCGCCCCACAACUGAACGGGCGCUGCUGUUCCCGUCAGUGGCGGGACUAACUUAGCGGCAAGCGGGCGCCCCACAACUGAACGGGCGCUGCUGUACCCGUCAGUGGCGGGACUAACUUAGCGGCAAGCGGGCGCCCCACAACUGAACGGGCGCUGCGGUACCCGUCAG